Molecule: messenger RNA, 743 nt
Organism: Polychytrium aggregatum
Lineage: Eukaryota; Fungi; Chytridiomycota; Chytridiomycetes; Polychytriales
Product: stress responsive A/B barrel domain-containing protein
Exons: 7
Coding region: 62-385 (107 amino acids)
Source: RefSeq, a predicted model, not a curated record
AGCCAAAAAGACCGGCAUUCGCCCGGCUUGGACCGCCAUCAAGCAUCCGCCCCAACCAGACAUGGCUAUCUUGCAUAUUGUUUUGUUCAGAAUCCGAGCUGAUGCUCCCAAGCCUGCUAUCGAUCGGAUGAUCCAGGAGCUCUAUGGAUUAAAGAAGCUUUCCGGAAUAACCAGGAUCGAAGCCGGAGAGAACUUUGAGCACGAAUACGGACAAGGAUACACUCACGUCCUUCUGGUCGAGUUUGAGACUCGAGAGCACUUGCAAGCGUACGAUGUCCAUCCCGACCAUGUUGCUGUCCUGAACGAGCAUAUCAUUCCUCUGCUUGAAGAGACAAAUGGGCUGCUUGCUGUGGACUGCGCUGUACCGUAUCCAUCUCGCAGAUAAGACCAUUCGAUUGAAGCCCAUAGCAAAGUCGGUUGGCGCAAUACUGCACAAUCGUUUCGACAACCGAAGAACGUGAGAGCCGGUAACCGGGGUAGCUUCCUGUCGAUUGGGCUGCAAUAUCAAUAAUUAGAAGGGGCAAGCUGAUUGCCAGCGAAAAGUAUUGUGUAUGACGAACCGAAUGCAGGCUGCGGUGAUGGUGAAAGAAGAGUUCCUUGGAGAAAUGCAUCGUCUGUGAGAGCAUUGCCAUUGGUAUCCCGGUCGUUCUGCACUGCUGCGAUAUGAAGUUGUGCCAGUCCGUUGUGCCAGUCAGCUGUCAGCUAUGUCAUAAUGCACUGUGGCUGCCACCUGUUGAGCAAGA